AUGAAGGCUUCCAUGCUGUCUUUAUGGUGUUACUUUGGGCUCCUCUGGACUCUCGCAGCGAGUGCCAGUAUCCCCCGAUACUUCGAGAAACACUUGACCACCCGUCGUCACUUGACUAGUGCACAGGUCCAAGAAGAACUCGGCACCCUUGUCUCCAAAACAGCCACCAUCUUCGGGCCGAAUGAUAGUCGUUUCCCCAAUAUUACUUCUAGAUGGCAGGACACUUUUAAGCCACACAUUCAAGUCGUCAUCGAACCUGGAACCGAAUCCGAUGUUGCAACAAUCGUCAAAUACUGCAAUGAGAAUAGUAUAGAAUUUCUGGCCCUCAAUGGUGGUCACGGCCUGGCAGCAAGUCUUCGUUCAUUCAAUGGUAUUCAAGUAAGUAUGUGGCAGCUCAACAGCAUCACCAUCCAACCUAGUGGGAAGUCAGCCUGGUUCGGAGGCGGCACCAUUGUGGGUCCAGUCAUCGAAUAUCUUUGGGACAAGGGCUAUGUCACCACCACUGGCGGGUGUGAGUGCGUUGGGAUGCUAGGCGCCGGUCUUGGGGGUGGUCACGGUCGAUUUGAAGGCUUGUACGGCUUGAUUACCGACAACAUCCUGCAGCUUAACGUUGUAUUGGGCGAUGGGUCUCGCAUUCGUGUCAACUCAACGAGCCACAGUGAUCUUCUCUGGGGCAUGAAAGGAGCCGGUCACAAUUUUGGCAUCGUGACGAGUUACGAGAUGAAUAUCUAUCCCCGGGGUCCCGAGACCUGGCACUACCACAACUACGUCUGGCGUGGCGAACAUUUGGAGCGUGUUUUCAAUGCUCUCAAUCAGUUUCAUGGCGACGGCACGACUCCCGUCAAUAUGGCCUUUGAAGUCGGAAGUUUCACCAUGAACACCACUAUAAGCAGCGAUGAACCUGUUCUCUUUUGGACUUUUACCUAUCGCGGUGAUGCCGAGGAGGCAGAGAAACUUCUCGCUCCCUUCAACGCUAUAGAGUCAGUCUUCGAUGUAGUUGGUGACGUGCCUUACCCGAAGAUUGCCGCUGCGCAGGGCACCGGCAUGUACGACCCCAUCUGUGAGCAUGGAAAGUUGCACGCGACAUCGACAGCAUUUCUGCGGGUCUACAACCUGACGGCCGAGCGCCUCAUCUAUGAGGGCUUCAAAAAGCGCGCGGUCCAAGACGCAGAGCUCGCAGCCGGCGCGACCAUCAUGCACGAGGGCUACGCGACGGAGGGAGUCGAGGCCGUGCCGUCUGCGAGCACAGCCUACCCCUUUCGCGCGUACCGGCACCUAAUGCUCUUCGACACCGUCACGGCGCAAGGUGAUACUGCCCGCGAGAAAGCAGCCUGGGCCUGGGCCGCCGAGGUUCGCGACCAGUGGAACGCCGGCCAGCCGGACCUCCCCGUCAACGCCUAUGUCAACUAUGCUAUGGGCUUGGAGACCCUGGAGCAGCGGUACGGCCAUGAGAAAUGGCGACUUGACAGGUUGCGGGGCCUCAAGGCUCGGUAUGACCCCCAGAAUCGCUUCCGCUUCUAUAACCCCAUCGUUAUUAAAUAA
Molecule: messenger RNA, 1542 nt
Organism: Penicillium macrosclerotiorum
Lineage: Eukaryota; Fungi; Ascomycota; Eurotiomycetes; Eurotiales; Aspergillaceae
Product: FAD-binding oxidoreductase
Exons: 2
Coding region: 1-1542 (513 amino acids)
Molecular function (GO): oxidoreductase activity; FAD binding
Source: RefSeq, a predicted model, not a curated record